AGUAAUGGUCAAGGAUUCGAAAAUACCAUUUAAGUAACAACAAACAAAUUUAUAUCUAUUUUAAAAUGCAGUACUACGUUAUAAUAUUGUGUUUAAUUGCAGUGUGUGGAGCUAAACAAUUACCUAGUUAUAUUAAUGCCUGUAAGCCAAAACAUACAGACAUUACAAAAUGCAUUUUAAAAAAUGUCGAAGAACAGGUGAAGCCAAGAUUACUUAAUGGUAUUCCUGAAAUGGGUAUACCUACUAAUAACCCUUUUUUCGUUCAAUCUAUAGAGGUAAGCUUUGGAAACACCCUUAAAACAAAAGUAUCCAACAUGAAGAUAUGGGGAAUGGAAGAGAUGAUAAUUGAUAAUCUAAAAUUCGAUUUAGACAAUGUGUUGCUCGAUAUAAAUAUGACAAUACCCAAUAUGCGUACACAAUUUGACUACAACGUUGAAGGCAAAGUUCUAGUUCUAAACUUGGAUUCAACGGGACCUGGACAAAUAAAUAUAACUAAUCUCUUUUCAAUAAUCACAACCAAUGGAACAAAGGAAGCAAAACAUGGAAAAUCAUAUUAUGUUUUUAAAAAUAUUAACCUCGAUGCAAAAGUUGGUAAAAUGAGCGUCCAAUUAGACAACUUAUUUCCUGGUAAUCCAGAAAUUACAGAAAAUGCCAACAAGCUUUUUAAUGAUAAUCAGCUUGUGUUAAUCGAGGAAUUUGCUCCGAUUAUUUAUAAUGUGGUGAAGAACGUAUUACUCAAUGGACUGAAUAAUAUUUUCGCAAGAUUUCCCACAGACGUCCUAUUUCCCGAUGACUAAAUAUGUUUUAAUAUUCGUAAAUAUAAACUGUUAUUAAUUU
Molecule: messenger RNA, 837 nt
Organism: Diabrotica balteata
Lineage: Eukaryota; Metazoa; Arthropoda; Insecta; Coleoptera; Chrysomelidae
Source: the annotation of a GenBank genome assembly